AUGAUAAUAACAACUCUUUUGGCAUUAUUAUUUCAGGGUUUGGACUUUGCAAUCUCCGAGGCCAAGAAGCAUGGAGUGUAUCUGAUACUCAGUUUUGUGAAUAACUAUGCGGAUUUUGGUGGGAGGAAGCAGUACGUUCAGUGGGCCAAGGACAUGGGGCAGUCCUUGAGCUCCGAUGAUGAAUUUUAUUCGAACGACGUCGUCAAAGAGCUCUACAGGAACCAUGUCAAGACUGUUCUGACGAGGGUCAACACGAUCACGGGAGUAGCGUACAAAGAUGAUCCUACCAUCUUUGCAUGGGAACUCAUAAACGAACCCCGCUGCCAAAGUGACCUCUCGGGCAGGACACUGCAGAAUUGGAUCGCGGAAAUGGCUGAUCAUGUAAAAUCCAUAGAUAGCAACCACAUGCUGGAAAUCGGGUUGGAAGGGUUUUAUGGGGAAUCAGAUCCCGAAAAGAAGCAAUUCAAUCCCGGCUACGAGGUCGGUACGGAUUUCAUCUCCAAUAAUAUGAUCUCUGGAAUCGACUUCGCCACCAUUCAUGCCUACCCUGAUCAAUGGAUAUCAUCAGGUUCCGAAGACGCCCAAAUGGCAUUCCUGAAGAGCUGGAUUCAGUCCCAUACGGACGAUUCUGGUGCGAUCAUCAAAAAGCCUUUGAUGAUCACAGAAUUUGGGAGGUCCUCGAAGACCUCGGGGUACACGGAAGGAGAGAGGAACGCCGUCUACUGGGCCGUGUACAACAUGAUCUUCGACUCGGCCAGAGAAGGGGGCUCAUGCGCGGGAGGGCUGUUCUGGCAGGUGCUGACCGAGGGGAUGGAUGACUUGAAAGAUGGCUACGAGAUCAUAUUAUCGGAGAGCUCCUCCACCGCAACCAUCAUUUCCCAGCAGUCCCGCAGGAUAUCCAUUCUCGACUAG
This is a messenger RNA of Elaeis guineensis (African oil palm), 912 nucleotides long. Lineage: Eukaryota; Viridiplantae; Streptophyta; Magnoliopsida; Arecales; Arecaceae. The record is from RefSeq and is a predicted model, not a curated record.